Bursaphelenchus xylophilus (pine wood nematode) is the source of this 587-nucleotide messenger RNA. The record is from the annotation of a GenBank genome assembly. Lineage: Eukaryota; Metazoa; Nematoda; Chromadorea; Rhabditida; Aphelenchoididae.
AUGAAUUUCGCUGGUCAGCAGCCAUGUUUGGGAUGUCAAUCGCUGGAGAAUGGAUUCCAUUUGAUCGGAGAGUGGUUGAGAAAGGCAUUUGGAUACGAAGCAGAGCGAAGAAGGUGAGGUUUUUACCUCUUAUUACCAUUUUCUCAAGAAAACAACGAGAUUCUGAUUACGAAGCGUCAAAAGCGACUGUUUACCCAAUUUUUACAUUGCUUUCUCACAAUUAUUAUGCAUUUUGUGGAGGAAUGUCCACAAUUUCGUGGAUAUUGUAACGAUUAUUUAUGCAUGACGAUGUAUAAUAUUAGAUACAACAGGAGAAGAUUAAUAUUCUCAUUCCCAGACAUAAUUACAGCUCGAUUCCCUCCGAUAUGGACGAGAUCUGGUCGAAUCGUAUGGAUGACGUCAAGACCCCACCGGCAGAUUCUCCACCAAAUUUCGAAUACAAAAGUCCAAAAACGGAUCAAAAAUUGGAUGUGAAAGAUUUGAGUCCUACAAUUAUCAAAAACAUCUCCCCUCGUCAAGCUCAUAACAAAAACGAAAAUAUAGUUUUAGUAAGGAACUUUUUUGUGAGAUAGAUGUUUUUUCAGUGA